AUGGAUGAUUUUAAAAUGGCUUUGGAUGAUUGCAGGCUCAAUAAUCUCAGGUAUAUUGAUAGAUGGUUUACCUGGGAGCGAGGAAGGUUUUUAUCAACAAACAUAAGGGAGAGGCUGGAUCGGGGGGUUGCAACAUUGAAUUGGGUAAAUCUUUGUCUUAGAUACCAAUUAGAACACUUGAAUCAUUCUUUCUCAGAUCACUGUCCCAUCCUUUUGGAUACCAUGGGAAAGCAAAGGGAUUUUUCGUGUCAUAAAGAAAAGUCUUUUCGGUUUAAGGCCAAAUGGUGUUCAGAAGAUUCUUUUAAGGAGGAGAUAAGAAGAAAUUGGAAUGAUAUUUCAGGAAGUGUCCCGAAUAAGCUUGGAAGAUUGGGUCAGCAACUUCAGAGGUGGAAUAAAUACAGAGCUAGAGAAAAUAAGAAAAAUCGUGUGAAUUUUGAAGAGAGAAUAAACUGCCUUUAUAUUCUGGAUCCGACAGAUGAGAUUUUGGCUGAAAUCACAUAUAUUCAGUUGGGCCUGAAUUUAAAGGCUGAUCAGGAAGAAAUUUUUUGGGAACAACGUGCCCGUGUCAAUUGGCUGAAAAAUGGUGACAAAAAUACCAGUUAUUUUCAUAAAGUAGUGAUUCAACGUCAGCUUCGUGAUCAAAUCAAAGAGUUGAAGGGGAGAAUGGUGAAAGAAUUUCCACAAAUGAAGAGAUGUUCAAGAUUGCUUCGGAUUUCUUUGGUAAGCUGUUUUCGACUUCGGAUUUGGGUUCAGAUGAACAUGUUUUUGGAUUAG
Molecule: messenger RNA, 774 nt
Organism: Gossypium arboreum
Lineage: Eukaryota; Viridiplantae; Streptophyta; Magnoliopsida; Malvales; Malvaceae
Exons: 1
Coding region: 1-774 (257 amino acids)
Source: RefSeq, a predicted model, not a curated record